Messenger RNA from Debaryomyces fabryi, 1707 nucleotides. It is a transcript of the gene THI6, whose product is annotated as bifunctional hydroxyethylthiazole kinase/thiamine-phosphate diphosphorylase. Gene Ontology annotation, molecular function: magnesium ion binding; thiamine-phosphate diphosphorylase activity; ATP binding. The transcript has a single exon. Lineage: Eukaryota; Fungi; Ascomycota; Pichiomycetes; Serinales; Debaryomycetaceae. Bases 1 to 1707 code for a protein of 568 amino acids. The record is from RefSeq and is a predicted model, not a curated record. Gene Ontology annotation, cellular component: cytoplasm. Gene Ontology annotation, biological process: thiamine biosynthetic process.
AUGGUUUCUCGUAUCGAUUAUACUUUGUACUUAGUUACUGACUCGACUAUGAUUCCAGAAGGUUCUACCUUCUUGAAACAAGUCGAGGAUUCUAUUAAUAAUGGAGCUACUAUAGUUCAGUUACGUGAAAAAAAUAUGCUGACACUUGAUUUCAUUGAAAGAGCAUCUCAGGUUCACAAAUUGACUUUGAAAAAAGGAAUCCCUCUAAUUAUCAAUGAUAGAGUUGAUGUAGCUUUGGCAAUUGAUGCUGAAGGUGUUCAUGUGGGACAAGAUGAUAUGCCCGCAUCAAUUGUUAGAAAAUUGAUAGGACCUAAUAAGAUUGUUGGAGUUAGUUGCUCUUUUCCAAGUGAAGUAGAAGCUGUUUGUAAAGAAGGAGUCGCCGAUUACGUUGGUUUGGGUACCGUUUAUAAAACGAAUACUAAAACAAACGUUCUGGUUCCACAAGGAACAGGACCAAUAGGUAUUAGGAAGAUGCUUCAAGUUUUGAAGGCGCAUAAUACAAAACAAGGAAACAAUUAUAUUAGCUGCGUAGCUAUUGGAGGCAUUAAUGAAAGUAAUGCAUCAAAGGUAUUAUAUCAGUCAGCAAUUCAAGGGCAGUCAUUAAAUGGUGUAGCAGUAGUUUCAUGCAUUAUGGCAAGCAAAAAUGCAGCAAGAUCUACUAUAGAGCUUGAAAAUGUUAUAAAGUCUUCCGUACCAUGGGUGAAGGAUAUUAAUAAUCAAUGCUUCUACAUUAAGACCAGUGAAAAGAUCAAGCAAGUUGUAGAAUCAAAGCCCUUAAUCCACCACAUUACCAAUAACGUCGUCAAAAAUUUUAGUGCCAAUGUUACUUUGUCAAUUGGGGCAUCGCCGAUCAUGUCCGAGUUUCCUGACGAAUUUGAAGAGUUUGCUUCGCUGAUUCCUAAUCUUGCAUUAGUGUUGAAUCUAGGGACACCAUCGGCAGGUCAAAUGGAAAUCUUCAAACGUGCGAUUUCUGUCUACAACAAGCAUGGAAAGCAUAUAAUAUUUGAUCCAGUAGCCGCUGGUGCGUCGACACCAAGACUUGAAUGCUGCAAAGAAUUACUUAAUGCUGGUCAAUUUUCUGUAAUAAAAGGUAAUGUUGGUGAAAUUCUGGCAUUAUGGAAGCUCACCAGUAAAUAUCAAGUUUCACACACCAAUGAGAAUAACUUGUUAAUGCGUGGGGUGGAUUCAGUUGCUGAGGUUAGCGAAGCUGAUAUAAAAAAAAUUGGUAGAGAAGUGGCACAGGAUUUCAGAGUAGUUGUAGUCGUUACUGGUGCUGUGAACUAUGUAUUUGAUGGUACAGGUUUCAAUAGCGAUUCCCAAAAUAUUCAUGAUGUUUCUUUGCCUGAUGAGAAAUUUGGUGUAGCACAAGUUCAGAUACCAGGGGGGCAUAGAAUUAUGAGUUCCAUCACAGGUACUGGUUGUUCUUUAGGUAGUACCAUUGCAGCGUUUGUUGCAGCCAAGGCCGAUGGCAGUUCUAACGCAACGUUCAAUCUAUUUGACGCUGUUGUUGGAGCUGUUAAUUUUUAUAAUAAAUGUGGAUUUGAAGUUGGUAGAGACAUAGUCUCUGCACCUGGUACGUUUAUGAUUAAAUUCUUGGAUAAGCUUGAACAUGAAGCUCAUUUGCACUUACAGGACGACCCAAAAGCAAUGUAUUAUAAAACCCGUGCCUAUAAUGAUUAUGAUUAUGAUUGUUAUUAUAGCUAUUAA